This is a messenger RNA of Pygoscelis adeliae (Adelie penguin), 6924 nucleotides long. RefSeq names its product KIAA0232 ortholog. NCBI's taxonomy places the organism in Eukaryota, Metazoa, Chordata, Aves, Sphenisciformes, Spheniscidae. The record is from RefSeq and is a predicted model, not a curated record.
AGGUCCUGCUGGGGACUUGCAUCUGGCCUCAAUGUGAAAUUAAGGUAGAAAAACACAUCUACAUAUGUGUUUGCUAUUAGGAUUUAGUUUAUUCACUGGUCAUGCCUGAAGAGUGAUGUUCAUCCCUAGACGGCUAACUGCCAGGAAAUAUAAAUGAUUGUCCUAGAAGUCAAGCCUCCCUCCUAUUUACUGGAGUGAAAAUCACCUCCAGAUAUCGACGGAAUAUCAACUACAGAAAAUGCUUCACGUAUAAGGAUGCCAACCACCUAGAUUCAUGCGCCCUAUCUGUACAGUUGUUGUGGAUGGUUUGCCAUCUGAAAGCUCCUCAAGCUCUUAUCCAGGCCCUGUAUCUGUUUCUGAAAUGUCUCUGCUACAUGCUUUGGGUCCAGUGCAGACCUGGCUGGGACAAGAGCUAGAGAAGUGUGGCAUUGAUGCCAUGAUUUAUACUCGGUAUGUCCUCAGUCUUCUGCUGCAUGAUAGCUAUGACUACGACCUGCAGGAACAGGAGAAUGACAUCUUCCUGGGCUGGGAAAAGGGAGCUUACAAGAAAUGGAAAGGGGCCUCUGAUCUAACACUAGAGGAAAUGAAAAAACAGGCUGCUGUCCAGUGUCUUCGCUCUGCUUCCGAUGAAAGCUCUGGGAUUGAAACGUUAGUGGAGGAGCUUUGCUCCAGACUGAAAGACCUUCAGAGUAAGCAAGAGGAGAAGAUUCACAAAAAGUUAGAAGGCUCUUUGUCUCCUGAGACUGAUUUAUCUCCCACAGCAAAGGAUCAAGUAGAAAUGUACUAUGAAGCAUUUCCUCCUCUUUCUGAAAAGCCAGUUUGCCUGCAGGAAAUUAUGACUGUAUGGAAUAAAUCCAAAGUAUGCUCUUACUCUAGCUCCUCAUCUUCAUCCACUGCUCCACCAACUAGCACGGAUACAUCUUCUCCAAAGGACUGCAAUAGCGAAAGUGAAGUAACUAAAGACAGAAGUAAUAAAGUAUCUGCCACUGUACAGGAAAGAACCCAGCAGAAGAAAAGUAAAAAUGAGAAAGAAAACAAGUUUAGUAACAACACUGUUGAAGAGAAGCCUGUUUUGUACAAAAAGCAAGUCCGACAUAAGUCUGAGGGAAAGAUGCGUCCUCGCUCCUGGUCAUCUGGAUCCAGUGAGGCUGGCUCAAGUUCUAGUGGUAAUCAAGGUGAAUACAAGGCAUCAAUGAAAUGUAUUAAAGUAAGACACAAAACAAGAGAGGUUCGAAAUAAAAAAGGGCGCAAUGGGCAAAGCAGGCUUUCAGUGAAAUCUGGUGAAAAGGCUGAUAGAAAAGUCCACAGCGGAAGCAGUAGCAGCAGUAGCAGCGGGUCCAUCAAACAGCUGUGCAAAAGAGGUAAAAGGCCAUUAAAAGAAAUUGGAAGAAAAGAAGCUGGCGGUAGCGAUGGAAAAGAUUUGUAUUUAGACAGCAGAAAUGAAAAGGAAUAUAAAGAAGAACCCUUGUGGUAUACUGAGCCGAUUACAGAGUACUUUGUUCCUCUUAGCAGAAAAAGCAAGCUGGAGACUACAUACCGCAACAGAGAAGAUGUAUGUGGCGUAACAUCAGAGGCUGUAGAAGAGUUGUCUGAAUCAGUGCACGGUCUUUGUAUUAGCAACAAUAAUAUUCAUAAAACAUACCUCGCAGCAGGUACUUUCAUCGAUGGUCACUUUGUAGAAAUGCCUGCAGUUCUAAAUGAGGAUAUUGACCUCGCUGGGACCUCAAUAUGUUCUCAACCGGAGGACGACAAAUAUUUAGAUGAUGUUCAUCUGUCAGAACUAACACACUUCUAUGAAGUGGAUAUUGAUCAAUCCAUGUUGGAUCCUGGUGCCUCAGAUACGAUGCAAGGGGAGAGUCGGAUUUUAAAUAUGAUUCGACAAAAGAGUAAAGAAAAAACUGAUUUUGAGGCAGAAUGUUGCAUAGUGUUAGAUGGAAUGGAGUUGCAAGGGGAAAGUGCAAUAUGGACAGAUUCGACCAGCUCUGUUGGUGCUGAAGGGUGGUUCUUGCAAGACCUUAGUAAUUUAGCUCAAUUUUGGGAGUGCUGUUCAUCUUCUAGUUCUGGUGAUGCAGAUGGGGAAAGUUUUGGAGGAGAUUCUCCAAUCAGAUUCUCCCCCAUCUUAGACAGCACAAUGCUUAAUUCACACAUGCUUGCUGGCAAUCAAGAGCUCUUUUCAGAUAUUAAUGAAGGGUCUGGUAUAAACUCUUGUUUUUCAGUGUUUGAAGUGCAAUGCAGUAACUCUGUUUUACCAUUUUCUUUUGAAACACUCAACUUGGGAAAUGAAAAUGCAGAUUCUAGUAGCACUGCUAAUAUUCUUGGGAAAACACAGUCUAGAUUGCUAAUAUGGACCAAAAAUAGUGCCUUUGAUGAAAAUGAACACUGUUCCAAUCUUUCAACAAGAACCUGUAGUCCAUGGUCACACUCAGAAGAAACACGUUCAGACAAUGAGACUUUAAAUAUUCCAUAUGAAGAAUCCACGCAAUUUAAUGCAGAAGAUAUUAAUUAUGUAGUUCCUAGAGUGUCUUCGAGUUAUGUAGAUGAAGAAAUUCUAGAUUUUUUGCCAGAAGAAACCUGCCAGCAACAAGCUAGAACUUUAGGAGAAAUGCCCACUUUGAUUUUCAAAAAAAAAUCUAAGCUAGAAUCUGUCUGUGGUAUUCAGCUAGAACAAAAAGCAGAAAGUAAAGACUAUGAAACUACACAAGGGUGUAGUGAAAGCAGUCCACAUGGAGAUGGCUACAGCUCAGGGGUUAUUAAAGAUAUUUGGACAAAUAUGACAGACAGAAAUUCUGCAGCAAUGGUAGAAAUAGAAGGAAUAGAAGAUGAAUUGUUUUCAACUGAUGUAAAUAACUAUUGCUGCUGUUUGGAUACAGAAGCAAAAGUUGAAACCCUCCAGGAGCCCAAUAAAGCAGUGCAGAGAUCAGAAUAUCAUCUUUGGGAAGGUCAAAAGGAGAAUUUAGAGAAGAGAGCCUUUGUCUCAAAUGAUUUAUCAAAAGUAGAUGGUGGUGACUAUACUACACCAUCAAAACCUUGGGAUGUUAACCAGGAUAAAGAAAACUCAUUUAUACUUGGUGGUGUGUAUGGGGAGCUCAAAACAUUUAACAGUGAUGGAGAAUGGGCAGUGGUGCCACCUAGUCACUCAAAAGGGAGCUUAUUACAAUGUGCAGCUUCUGAUGUAGUGACAAUAGCUGGUACAGAUGUCUUUAUGACUCCAGGUAAUAGCUUUGCCCCUGGUCAUAGGCAAUUAUGGAGGCCGUUUGUAUCAUUUGAACAGAAUGAGCAAUCAAAGAAUGGAGAUAAUGGAUUAAAUAAGGGUUUUUCUUUUAUCUUCCAUGAAGACUUACUGGGAGCUUGUGGUAACUUUCAAGUUGAAGAACCAGGGCUUGAAUACUCAUUCUCUUCCUUUGACCUGAACAAUCCAUUUUCACAAGUUCUUCAUGUAGAGUGUUCGUUUGAGCCAGAAGGAAUUGCAUCUUUCAGCCCUAGUUUUAAACCUAAGUCAAUUCUGUGCUCUGAUUCAGACAGUGAGGUUUUACACCCCAGGAUAUGUGGUGUUGAUCGAACGCAGUACAGGGCUAUACGGAUUUCUCCAAGGACUCACUUUCGCCCGAUUUCUGCAUCUGAACUUUCUCCAGGUGGUGGAAGUGAGUCAGAAUUUGAGUCAGAAAAAGAUGAGGGAGGUAUUGCUGUCCCUUCUCAAGUAGAUGUAUUUGAGGAUCCACAAGCAGAUCUCAAACCUCUGGAAGAAGAUGCAGAAAAAGAAGGGCAUUAUUAUGGAAAAUCAGAGCUUGAAUCUGGAAAAUUCCUUCCCAGAUUAAAAAAGUCUGGAAUGGAGAAGAGUGCACAAACAUCAUUGGAUUCCCAAGAAGAGUCGGCUGGGAUGUUGCCAGUAGGAAACCAAGAUCCCUGUUUAGAAUGCAGUAUGAAAGAAUCUCUAGAUGGGAGGGCGAUGGAGAGCUCUAAAGUAAACUGCAGAAUAGUGGAGCCACAUGAGGAGACUAGCAGGUUUUGCAGUUGUAAAGCAGGGUGCCAUUUCCCCACGUACGAGGAUAAUCCUGUUUCUUCAGGAGAGCUUGAAGAGAGAGUGAGUGGCAGCCAGGAAAAGCAAUGCUGGUGGGAAAAGGCGCUCUAUUCUCCCCUUUUUCCUGCAUCACAGUGUGAAGAGUGUUAUACAGAUGCCAAGGGAGAGAAUGGUGUAGGAGAAUUUGCAGAUGUAAAGGAAAUAUCCAAUGAUGAUGAACAUCUUUUAGAUUUUAAUAUGGUUUCUUCUGUUUAUGAAGCGAGAUGUGCAGAUGAUAUAAAUGCUGAGGCAAAACCAAAUGGCUUCAGGAAGAAGAUCUACUCCAGUGAUAGCUCCAGCUCUGAAGACACAGCUUCAGAAGGUGGAAGUGAAUGGGCUGAUCCGUGUGAGGAGGAGCUUUUUUCUCGAACUCAACUAUAAAAACUGCAGAGUAGAACAGAUGAUUGAAAAGUAACAUGAGAUGGAAAACUAUCCUUCUUGAGGGUCUGUAGCUCUAAAACAACAACUUGAGUUUCCUCUUCAGUUAAUGGAUUCAGAUGUGUAUUUAUCUUUCUCUUCUUGCUUAUUUUAUAGAUGAGGACACAGCUGUCCUGUUGAAGAUUCCCCCCCCCCCCCCACAAAAAAACCCCCAAAAAAAAAAAAAACACCCUGUUAAAUUCUUGGCUAUUUGAACUAGACUAGAUUGUGUUGUCAAAUCAAGAAUGGAUGUGCAUGUGCUUGUCUUAGUAGUACCACUGCUUUUUUGCAUCUUAAUUGCAGUUAUUUUCAUUCGUAACUGUAGCCCUACCACUAUUACUAUCUUCUUAGCAUCGCAGUGUCUACAACUACUUCUGCUAUUCAGCGACUUCAGCUUUCUGCACAUUAGGCUUUGUUCUUUAAGAACUGGGAGAUAAAUACUUAACACUGUAAUCUAUCAGUGCCUUUCUGAAUGCAGGAGAAAAGCAUGAAUGACUUGUCCAGUCUUCAUUCGGUAAAUCUCGUAACUUUGAAGUAGGAACGACAGGGUUGUGCUUUAGAGACUUACAGAAACUGUGUUUUCUAUCCUAUGAUUCCCCCCUCCCGCAAACCAACACUGAGGAUACCAUGGUUUGUAUUUUUGCUAACUGGAGAAGCCAAGGAUUUUUUGUAGGUAUGGAGGCAAUGUGGGGUUUUUUUUUCUUUUUUUCUUUUUUUUUUUGUCCUUUUUAGCAACUUGCCAAUGUGGGGCAGAUGUUUAAAAAGUAACACCAAAAAUAAUAAACCACUGGGGCGAUGUGUGGAUUGUUGUGAAUUUUGUAACGAGUAAUGAGAACGUUGUCUUGUUGCAGAUGAUGGCAUUGAUGUAAUCUGCAAAAGCAUCCUGUACUGAACUUGAGCCUGAAUGUCUGAAACUAUCUAAAAUGCUCAGAGCGUUCAAUGUUUUAAAUGCAAAGGGUCAGUGCUUCACUUGAAAGAAAUCCUGUGGCUGCUGCAGUUAGCUGCUGUUGUGGCUGUAAUUUAGUAAAUCUCGUAGUUCAUUUUGUGUUUCUGAGAGAAUGUGUGGGGCAAGUUAUGUGUGUGGUGGGGGGGGGAGGGAAAGUGAUGACUUACAACAUACAUGUGUGAUUGCAGUAGUGACUGUUGCUUUAUGUGACUUGCUUUUAAAUUUUAUUUUGUUAACUUAGAAAGUCAAUACAUUGUCAAGUUGCAUCUGUACAAGACUAUCAACUCCUUGUGCUUUUAACACAUUAUGCAAAACGUAUAAGCCAGGAGGAGCAAUAUUUGCAAAAUGAAACGUUCUAAGUUUUUACCAACUCACAGUUUAAAAACAACAACAACUAACUAGUCUAUACAAUAGCAGCAUGUCUACAACAUCGGGAAGUGCAGAAAGUCCAAUACUGACUUGAAAAGCUUACCCAUUAAUUUUGACAGGCAAUAAACCUCAUGAGAACUAUAGCUGUUUGAAAUGUGAGCUGAACUGCCUUUGAAAUAUGUUCUGUGCUAGGGGGUUUUCUGAGUAGCUGGGUUUUGUUGCCUUUAUUCAAUUGACAACGUAAGAAGUGAAAUACGUGGUUGGAAAACCAUGCCAUUCUUUGUGCAACGCUUCCGUUGAGAUCCUUACUUAAAAUUGGCUUGGUUUGUCCUUACCCAGGGGCUUUCUUUUGGUCCUCCUCUUAGACUAUGUUUUAGGGUUUGUAUUCAUACAACAAAUCUUUUGACACUUUACAGUUUCUUAAUUUAUUUGCAGACUUUGGAUAGAUUUUUAUAUAUUUUACUUUCUUCUGGAGCUUCCUUGAGAGGUUGUUUAGCACCUGCACUGAGAACUAGUUAACUGUAACAUGAAAGUAAAAAAGAAUUUUACACACAAAUUCUUCAAAUCACUACAGUGAAGAAUGGAAUAGAACUUCAAUCGAGAACAAGAAAUGACCAAAUGGACAUAUUUCAAACACAAACUUCAGCUCAGUUAAUUUUGGCUAGAGCUGCUUCUUUGGUAAGAAAGGGCUCAAAACCAGCAAAGGUGUUGCUUGUAGUUACAUUAUGGCAUGUAAUAAUUCCAGCACCUUUGGGGAAGAUAAAAUCGUAUCUUGAGCUUGGGCAAUAACAAAUUGUCUUUACUUGUUUUCAUAGUUUAAUGGCUAAAGCUCUAAAGCUUUCGGUGAGAGUUGAAGUGUGGUUUUUAGUUUUUCUGUAUGGAUAGAAACACACAACAACAACAAACAACAACAACAAAAGCAUUAAAGGUUGGCAUACGCUGAACCGGACUGUGGUAUGAAGCGCAUUGCAUAUCCAUAGCACUGAAGUAUCAGUUUUCCAUUCCUGGGCUGAAAUUUGUUUCUACUUUUUGCUUCAAGUGGUUGUAUUGUUCUGAUUUCACGUACACCAGAGUAACUGAUUUUGUUUUCUUGUGGAGUUACUUAACACCGAAUAAAAAUAUAAAAGGACAAUUG